AUGUUUCUACCAUCCUUGCAGAUAGAGGUUGCUAAACUUUUAGCAUCAACGAUGGUGGAAAAGCUACAAAUCUGGAUCUUCAAACCGCUCUCGACUACGACAGUCGGAGAGAUCGAGAUCUGUCCAGCAAGUAGAAAAUCGGCCACUGCUAAGCAGGCAUUAGCAGAGGCUGAGUUUGCCGCCGCCGCUGCUAAGGAAGUAGGUGGCGGUGGAAAAGAGGCUGAGUCAUCGGAGUUGUCCAACAAGGGCAAAGAAUUAUCUGACUCUGAAUUGUCUGACUCUUUUGCUGUGCAGUUGAUAGAAAGUGGUGAAGGUGUGGAGUGUUGGGAUAUGGAUAAAUGGAAGACCUACUUCGACAUCAUGCACAGAAGCCAGGGUUAUGAUAUCAUUGUUCCUCUUGAUAAUAGCUACAAAGCAACGCUCUUCCCAUAUAAAUUCAAAAAUGAUGAUGAUGGUACAAUCAAGCCUGAGAUCCUUGACAUAGCCGAUAAAUGCAUCCAACUUUAUAACGAAACACAUGACCAGGAUUAUCAGGGAGAUGAGGAUGAUAGUGGGGCAACGUUUUGCAAAACUAAGGAUGAGGCUACUGAGGGUUUUUAUGUGGAUCUUGCUGUAGCCGGUAUCACAUGUACGGAAGCGAUAGUCUCACAUAUCGCCGAUACACUCGUCAGCGCCUUAAGGAGCACAGGGGAUCAAGGUCUUGGGAGCACGGAGCACCCUCUUGGUUGCAAGAAGAGUUGGCAGAGAUGGAAUCCCAACUUGAGGCGGCAAAGAUGGAGGACCAAGUUGGUUGGCUUGGAGAGUAGCACUCUAGGAAGAACUAGUAGUAUCUGA
Messenger RNA from Oldenlandia corymbosa var. corymbosa, 834 nucleotides. The record is from the annotation of a GenBank genome assembly. Lineage: Eukaryota; Viridiplantae; Streptophyta; Magnoliopsida; Gentianales; Rubiaceae.